CUCCGGGCUGCCAAGCUAAGAAAAAUGCCGGGCGAUGGAUUCACCAUUAAAAGUCGCAUUAGGAAGUUUCUGCGUUCUCCGUCCGCCGGAAAGAACUGCAAAGAAAAUCUCACCAGCAAGGUGACUCUAGAGAAAGUGUUGGGCAUCACCUCUUCAGGAAACAGCGCUCUGGCCUGCGACCCUCGAUCCGGACUUGUGGCCUAUCCUGCAGGGUGUGUGGUAGUCUUACUGAACCCCAAAAAGAACAGGCAGCACCACAUUAUCAACACUUCAAGGAAAACCAUCACAGCUCUGUCUUUUUCCCCUGACGGCAAACACUUGGUGACAGGAGAGAGCGGUCACCUACCGGCGGUGAGAGUAUGGGACGUGGCAGAACGGAAGCAAGUGGCUGAGCUCCAGAAGCACAAGUACAGCGUCUCCUGCGUGGCUUUCUCCCCCAAUGGCAAAUACAUAGUCAGUGUAGGAAAUCAACAUGACAUGAUGGUCAACGUCUGGGCGUGGAAGAAAGAUGUAAUAGUGGCCGCUAACAAGGUGUCCAGUAAGGUGAAAGGUGUGUCUUUCUCCGAGGACAGCUCCUACUUUGUCACAGUGGGGAACAGGCAUGUCAAGUUCUGGUAUCUGGAUCACUGCAAGGCCAACAAGGCCAGCGCUCCUGUGCCUCUGCUGGGCCGCUCCGGGCUGCUGGGACAGCUGAGGAACAAUUUCUUCUGUGAUGUUGCUUGUGGACGUGGCUCUAAAUCAGACUCCACUUUCUGCAUUACUUCCUCUGGCCUGCUGUGUGAGUUUAACAGCAAGAGGAUGCUGGACAAGUGGGUGGACCUUCGGACCGGGCUGGCUCAGUCGCUCUCUCUGUCUGAAGAUAUGAUCUUCUGCGGCUGUGCCGAUGGAACGGUGCGAGCCUUCAGACCCGCUGACUUGCACUUCGUGUGCACGCUGCCGCGGCCGCACCCCCUCGGCUCUGACGUCUCCUCCAUGACUGAGGCCAGUCAUCUGUUCAACGCCGCAGCGGAUGCCCGUUACCCAGACACCGUGUUUCCAGAUGUUCCAGAAGAAGUGGCUUCUGGUUUGUCAUCAGGCGCGUUCCUCACUUGUUCAGCUGAUAACACCGUGAGAGUGUGGCGCAUGGACGACUGGACACAAACUCAUCCUCCAAACAUCCUGAGCCAAGAUCUUUUGAAUAUAAUCUACAUCGACGGGAACGCCAGCACCUUGCUGGAUUCAGAGUGUGUAACGAGUGCGAAUUCAGAGGUCAAGUCGGGGGAUGGACAGACAGCGGAAACCAGGACGGGCAUCAGGACCAUCUGUGUCAGCCCGGACGGCAAACACCUGGCAUCUGGAGAUCGCAACGGCAUGCUGAGGGUUCAUGACCUCAGCAGCAUGAAGGAGAUUCUUAAGGUGGAAGCUCAUGAUGCUGAGAUCCUCAGCCUCGAAUACAGUAAACCAGAAACAGGUCUGAAGCUGCUGGCCACAGCCAGCAGGGAUCGUCUGAUCCACGUCUUGGAUGCAGAAGACGACUACAGUGUUACAUAGAAGAUGCCAGAACACGAAGCUAACUCAAUAACUGCAGAGCUCCAAACCUCUUCCAAUGACAACAAGGUGAGAAUGAUCAGCUGUGGGGCAGACAAGAGCAUCUAUUUCCGCACAGCGCACAAGACCGACAGAGGAACAGAGUUCAGGCGUUCCCACCACAUGGUGAGGAAGACCACGCUUUACGACAUGGACGUAGACGCCACCUGCAAGUACGCCGCUGUUGGCUGUCAGGACCGCUGCAUCCGGAUUUUCAACAUCAGCAGCGGCAAACAGAAAAAACUCUACAAAGGAUCUUUGAGUGAAGAUGGAAGUCUGCUCAGGGUUCAGAUCGAUCCCUCUGGUCAAUACGUGGCCACCAGCUGCUCCGAUAAAACCAUCAGCAUCUUUGACUUCUACACCGGGGAGUGUGUGGCCACUAUGUUUGGACAUUCUGAAAUCGUCACUGGGAUUAAGUUUACCAGCGAUUGCCGGCAUUUGAUUUCUGUAUCGGGAGAUAGCUGCAUCUUUGUGUGGAGGCUGUCCCCGGAGCUGACGAUCACCAUGAGAGAGAGGCUGCACCAGCUCAGAGAAAACCCAAACACGCCACCCAGCAAAACCUCCAGUCUCAGGCGUGAGGUGUACAGCGCUCCCGCUCUGGGGGGUCUGUCCUCUGACAGCGACCGUGAACACGAGGAGGACGACAGCGCGGCGAACGACGAUGCCAAUGACCCCGAAGACAACGCGACCCAUUCUUCUUCCGCCAGCAGCCACGAAGAGGAGGACACAGGAGGCUCAGAUGAAGGACAGGACUGGGAGCUGACAAAGCAUGGAGUCGUCAGCCAAGUCAUCCCCGAGUCCUCAAAGCGUCCCCGGAGGCGUUGGUCUCAUCGUAUGGGCUCAUUGGAAGUGAUGGUUAAAUCCAUGCUGGACCUGAGGCAACUGGAAACCUUUGCUCCGCAGAAAAACCCCAGCUUCCCCCCACAUGACAGAGAGAGGCAGAGCUCGCUCGGCCUCCGAGAGCCUGUGAUGGGAGAGAGACCCAGGAGACAUCGACCCUGGCCGGACGCCGACUGGCUGUCCUCGCACACUUCCAGGGACACCGAGGGGACAGAUGUGCUCUAUCCUGAGGAAAAGGAGGACGACACAAGUCCUCUGGGCAGCGAUUACUGCAGGAUGCAAGGACGAGGGAUCCGUAGCGAGAGCCAGGACAGCCGCAGCCCAGAUAGCGCUUGCUCUUUGGAUUAUGACAGCAGAGAGUCCAGCCCAGAUCAUAUUUUGGAUGAUCCUGCAGAGGCAGAGUAUCUGAGUCAGGACAGCUCGGAUGAGGAGAACGACGAGAAGGAGGAGGACGAGGAGCGAAGGGAAGGGGUGACGAGCAUGGACGAGGCUCUCAGGACAAUAACGGACGGUGGCGGAUGCGAUCGAGCGGAUUUCCUCAAGCGGAACUUUGAGACGCUGUCGGAUGGCUGCACUACAGCUGAGCAGAGCAGCGUCCCGAGGCUCAGUAUGUCUUCACGCUUCCUGGCCGGAGGACAUAAUAACCGAGACGUGCUUCUGUUUGCCAAAGCGAACGGGAAGGAACAAGGCGGCCGCUCCAUUAAGCCCCCGGUGUCAAAAGUGCGGCCCUUGAUGGAAGAUGGCGUAGGCGGGAACGCAGAAAAUCAGAGUCCCAUGUCCCCUGGAAAAGCUCAAGGGCCAAUCAGGGCUCAGGAGAGAAGCAGUCCUCCUGCGCUUAGACCUCAGAAGAAGGCAGGGUCCCACCUCUGGAGGUUUUCUAAUCCUUCCCCCAAAGCUUCGCUGCUGCUGGACAGGACGUGCAUCCAAAAAUCGCACUCUGCCCAGGACUUGGCCACGCGCUCUCUUUCCUCCCCUCUGCCCUCUAGUGACCAGAUGGAGUUGCACAAGAGACCUCAGCAGCUUUUCCUCAAUGAACCCUCUCCCAGACCUUCCUCGUGCUUUUCUUCACACUCCUCUGGGUCCCCACAGUCAUCCCAGUCCCCACUUCCGUGGGAGAGCCCUAAACUCAAGCCCCAGCACUCUUACAUGAACCCCACUGCUAGCUCUGUGGCAAAAAACCGGUCCUCCUCUUUUGGAGAUGCCGUCCAUAUAAUGACCCCGCCAGGCUCCCCCUUCUUCUCCAAGAGGAGGAGGUCGUCUGUGGAGGUAGAAACUGAGCCUCCCGUGCUCGCCUCAUCUCCUGUCCUGAUUUUCCCACCCUCUGCGCCGUCAAAAUCGUCCCUUCCACUAUUAAACAGUCCCUCCUUGACUCCACCUCAUCCUACAGUCAGCCAGAACGUCCCUCCUUCUCGCAUCCCACUUCCUAAGCAGCCGCUCAGCCCUCGACGCAGCCUGUGCCUGGAGGUGAAGCCAAGCUCAAGUUGGUCUGGAAGUAUCAGCAGGGCUUCUACUCCUACAACAGACCCCGGAUGUCACCAUAGAGCUACUCCACUAAACAAACAAGCAUUAGGCAGGCACCUGUCUCUAAGUUUGGAUUCCUCUUUGCCUGUGAAGCAGAAAAGGGACUCAGUUUCUGAGAGUGCCAAGGAGCCAGGUCAGGUGGCUGUAGCUAAAGAGUGCCCUCUGGUGCCUGAACAGGCCCACACAUCAAGCCCACAGCCAGAUCGCUCAGUCACCUUGGAAACUUGUAGGCAGGUUGUUACCGACCUUCACAGCAGUCUGCGGAAAACUGUCAUGUUAUACACUACGGUCAGUGUGUGCGUCUGA
Molecule: messenger RNA, 4233 nt
Organism: Neolamprologus brichardi
Lineage: Eukaryota; Metazoa; Chordata; Actinopteri; Cichliformes; Cichlidae
Source: RefSeq, a predicted model, not a curated record